Molecule: messenger RNA, 1212 nt
Organism: Dictyostelium purpureum
Lineage: Eukaryota; Evosea; Eumycetozoa; Dictyosteliales; Dictyosteliaceae
Exons: 1
Molecular function (GO): protein binding
Source: RefSeq, a predicted model, not a curated record
UCAAUUAAAAAAAUAGAUUUAAGUCAAAAUAAUUUAAACAAACUACCAGGAUGGAUAAAUGAAUUUACAUCAGAAUCAUUAGAGGUCUUAAAUUUAUAUCAAAACCAAAUUGGGUCAGUAAACUUUUUAGCAGAACCAAUACCAUUAAGAAAACUAGAGAAAUUAAUACUAUCAAAGAAUGAAUUAACAGAUGAACAUUUAAAAGAAGGCUCUGCAAUAAACCAAAUUCUAACAUUGCGUACAUUAACAUUGUCAUCGAAUAAAUUAACUAAGGCAUUUCCAAAUCUUUCAAAUCUUGUAAAUUUAGAACGUUUAUCAUUGGAUAGAAAUCAAAUGGCUGAACCAUUAGAGCAAGAUGGUGCACCAAAUAGACUACCAUGUAAUUUGAAGUCCUUAAGCUUAUCACAUAAUUUAUUCACAAGUAUUCCAUUUACAGUGUACAAUUGCUUAACAUUACGAGAAUUGGAUUUAUCAAAUAACAAAUUAAUUGAAAUUCCAAAAGAUAUUGGUCAAUUAAAGUAUUUAGAAAGUUUGACCCUAUCGUUCAAUUCAAUCAAAUCUCUACCAAGUGAAAUAGGUGAUUGCAUUAAUUUAACAUCACUAGAUUGCCAAUCAAAUAAAAUAGAGUCCAUUCCAAACUCGAUCAACUCUUUAUCAAAACUCCACACUUUAAAUUUCUCAAAUAACCUUUUAACCACUGUUUCAAUUCAAUCAUUUAAACUACCGUCUCUAUCAAUUUUAUAUUUAGAUAAUAAUAAAAUCAAUAGUAUUGUAGUAGCUGCAGCCGAAGUUACCAAUAAUGGAGAUGAAGAAAAAGGAAAAGAAUAUAAACUAUCAGAAAUUUAUAUUAGCGGUAAUGAAUUACAGUCAAUCGAUCCAAUUUUCACCAUUAAUUCACUACGUACAAUUUCAGCAAACUUUAAUGAAAUCAAUGAAUUACCAAAUUAUAUUUGCAAUUUAAAAGAUCUCUGUAAAUUAGAAUUAAAUGAAAAUCAAUUAUCAACUUUACCAAAAUCAAUAUCGGAAAUGAAACAAUUGUAUGAAAUUGAUGUAUCAAAUAAUAAAAUUGAAGAACUACCAUACGAAUUAUCGCGUAUGAAUUGGCUUCAAGACUUAAACCUAUUUAGAAAUCCAAUAUUAAAUAACAUACCUAGAAAUUUACAAAGAAAAGGUAUUAAUGGAAUAAAGGAAUAUUUAAAAACUUUAAAAUAA